Messenger RNA from Trichechus manatus latirostris (Florida manatee), 3406 nucleotides. RefSeq names its product delta like canonical Notch ligand 4 (gene DLL4). Gene Ontology annotation, biological process: Notch signaling pathway; cell communication; multicellular organism development. Bases 338 to 2395 code for a protein of 685 amino acids. Lineage: Eukaryota; Metazoa; Chordata; Mammalia; Sirenia; Trichechidae. The record is from RefSeq and is a predicted model, not a curated record. Gene Ontology annotation, cellular component: plasma membrane. The transcript has 11 exons. Gene Ontology annotation, molecular function: calcium ion binding; Notch binding.
AGGUUUCAGUAGCGGCGCUGCGCGCAGGCCGGGAACACGAAACCAAGAGCUGCAGCCCAAGCCACCUCGGUGCCGUGUAGCCGGGGCGCUAGCCCGCUUGCAGCCCCAGGAUUAGACGGAGGACACGUCCUUAGCGCGGCCGCCGCCCAGCCGCCCUCACCUGGAUUACUUACCGCGGCAGCAGAAGCGGAGCUGGCGAGAAGGCCCAGGGAGGAGUAGCGUCCAAGCAGAGCCAGGCUUUUCAGGGACCCCUCCAGCGGGCGGACGCGCGGGAAAGCGGCGUCCGGAGCAGAGCCGGUUUCAAGGCCCGCGGGUGGAGAGAGCGACGCCCCAGGGGAUGGCUGCCGCGACCCGGAGCGUCUCUGGCUGGGCUCUACUGCUGCUGGUGGCGCUUUCGCAGCAGCGCGCGGCCGGCUCCGGCGUCUUCCAGCUGCAGCUGCUGGAGUUCGCCAACGAGCACGGCGUCCUAGCCAGUGGGCGGUCGUGCGAGCCCCGCUGCCGGACCUUCUUCCACAUCUGCCUUAAGCACUUCCAGGCGGUCGUCUCGCCCGGGGCCUGCACCUUCGGCAGCGUCUCCACGCCGGUAUUGGGCACCAACUCCUUCGCCGUCGGGGACGACAGUAGCGGCGGGGGCCGCAAUCCUCUCCAACUGCCCUUCAAUUUCACCUGGCCGGGUACCUUCUCACUCAUCAUCGAAGCUUGGCACGCGCUGGGAAAAGACCUGCGGCCAGAGGCCUUGCCAGCAGACGCACUCAUCAGCAGGAUCACCAUCCAGGGGUCCCUAGCUGUGGGCGAGAACUGGUUACCGGACGAGCAGAGCCGCUCCCUCACAAGACUUCGCUAUUCUUACCGGGUCAUCUGCAGUGACAACUACUAUGGGGACAACUGCUCACGCCUGUGCAAGAAGCGCAAUGACCACUUCGGCCACUACGUGUGCCAACAAGAUGGCAGUCUGUCCUGCCUGCCUGGCUGGACCGGGAAGUACUGUGAUCAGCCGAUCUGUCUUUCUGGCUGUAACGAGCAGAAUGGUUACUGCAUGAAGCCGGCAGAGUGCCUCUGCCGCCCAGGCUGGCAGGGCCGCCUAUGCAAUGAGUGUAUCCCCCACAAUGGCUGCCGCCACGGCACCUGCAGCACCCCCUGGCAAUGUACCUGUGAUGAGGGCUGGGGAGGCCUGUUCUGUGAUCAGGACCUCAACUACUGCACCCACCACUCCCCGUGCAAGAACGGGGCGACGUGCUCCAACAGCGGGCAGCGGAGCUACACCUGCGCCUGUCGCCCGGGCUAUACUGGCGUGGACUGUGAGCUGGAGCUCAGCGAGUGUGACAGUAACCCCUGCCGCAAUGGAGGCAGCUGUAAGGACCAAGAGGACGGCUACCUCUGCCUGUGCCCCCCGGGAUACUACGGCUUGCACUGUGAACACAGCACUUUGACCUGCACCGACUCCCCCUGCUUCAAUGGGGGGUCCUGCCGGGAGCGCAACCAGGGGUCCAGCUAUGCCUGCGAAUGCCCCCCUAACUUCACUGGCUCCAACUGCGAGAAGAAAGUGGACAGAUGCACCAGCAACCCGUGUGCCAAUGCGGGCCAGUGCCUGAACCGAGGCCCGAACCGCCUGUGCCGCUGCCGUCCUGGAUUCACAGGCGCCCACUGUGAACUCUCCAUCAGCAACUGUGCCCGCAGCCCUUGUGCCCAUGGUGGCACUUGCCAUGACCUGGAGAACGGGCUCUUCUGCACCUGCCCUCCUGGCUUCUCAGGUCGGCGCUGCGAGGUGCGGACCCCGACCGAUGCCUGUGCCUCAGGGCCCUGCUUCAACGGGGCCACCUGCUAUGCUGGCCUGUCCCCGGACAACUUCAUCUGCAACUGCCCCUACGGCUUCCUGGGCAGCCGCUGCGAGAUCCCUGUGGACAUGCCGCCCAGCUUCCCCUGGGUGGCCGUGUCCCUGGGCGUGGGGCUGGUGGUGGUGCUGCUGUUGCUGGGCAUGGUGGCCGUGGCUGUGUGGCAGCUGCGGCUUCGGCGGCCAGACGACACCAGCAGGGAGGCCAUGAACAACUUGUCAGACUUCCAGAAGGACAACCUGAUCCCCGCCGCCCAGCUCAAGAACACAAACCAGAAGAAGGAGCUGGAAGUGGACUGUGGCCUGGACAAGUCCAACUGCGGCAAACAGCAGAACCACACAUUGGACUAUAAUCUGGCCCCAGGCCUCCCGGGCCGGGGGACCAUGCCGGGGAAGUAUCCCCACAGUGACAAGAGCUUAGGGGAGAAGGCGCCACUGCAGUUACACAGGGAAAAGCCACAGUGUCGGAUAUCAGCGAUAUGCUCCCCCAGGGACUCCGUGUACCAGUCCGUGUGUUUGAUAUCAGAGGAGAGGAAUGAAUGUGUCAUUGCCACGGAGGUAUAAGGCAGGAGCCUAGGACAUCGCAGCUUCGGCCCAGCAGCUGGACCUUCCUUCUGCACUGUUUACAUUGCAACCUGGAUGGGACGUUUUCAUAUGCACCGUGCUGCUCUCGGGAGGAGGAGGGAACGGCAUGAAGCGGACAGACUGUGAACUCGCCAAGAGACGCCUCUGGGUGUCUGUCUGCCAUCAGCUUGGCAGCCGCGCCAGCCAGGACAGAGGAGAGGUGCCACUUGGAGCCGCCCUGGCAGCGGUGGGCUUCGGAGUGCUCCUUCUGGGGCUCUGAGCUCUUUUCCAGAGGGAGUGGCAGUGGGCCCUUGGGGCUUGGAGCCGCCGUGGCCUCCACUGGCAUCUGUGUUUCCCAAAGUGCCUUUGGCCCAGGCUCCCUGGUGACAGCUGGCCCGGAUCAGAGAGGAGAGAGGGGGCCAACACGGUCAGGGCCCGUAUGGGCCAGAGCACUGUUGGGUGCGGCUCUUAGCAGGGGCUGCUCUGCAGGUGAGAUGAGCGCCCGAAGGGAGAGGAGGGCUUUUCGCCCCGCGUCUCCAACUACUGCAUGUGGGCCUCUCUCCCAGGCCCAGGCCCUCUGGGGAAAACGUUGGUAAGCCUUACCGGGCUUCCCCGAGCCUCUGGCACUGGGUGCUUCUGGGCUCCUGUGAGCAGACAGGUGGAGGACCUGCCCCUUCUGCCAGCCAAGGGCGCCAGGCCUGACGGGGGAGCUCAGGGGAAUUAUGUUGGAAAUUCUACUGAGGGAGAAAUGGGUGCUGCUGCCACUUGGGGCCUUUCUUCCCUCAAACUCACCUCUACGGCCUCGAGCCUGGGUUCUGACCAUGCCCACUACUGCCCCAGACCAUCUUUGAAGCUGACCUUCAGAAAUCAAUAAUAUGAGUUUUUAUUUUGUUUGUUUUUUGUAGUUUAUUUUGGAGUCUAGUAUUUCGAUAAUUUAAGAAUCAGAAGCACUGACCUUUCUACAUUUUAUAACAUUAUUUUGUAUAUAAUGUGUAUUUAUAAUAUGGAACA